AGUUAUUUGUUUAUCAUUUUGACAAAGAAACAAAAGAUGGCGUAGUUUAUGGAACUUGUAAACAUUGUGGGACCGUCAUAAAAAUGGGAGUCUCCGGCGGUUAUGGCGGUCCGGAAAAACACCUAAGGUCGAGGCAUCCCGUGGAGUUUGCCAAAUACGAGGCAAAAAAGAAGGGACGACAAGAAGUGCAAACCCAAAUUUCUCGGUUUGCUAACAGAGGUAAGGGCGGCCUUUUUGCUUAUAGCGACGAGCAAAAUAAGCAAAAAAUGGCCGAAAUGAUUUGUGAAGAAAAUUUGCCAUACAUGGACUAGAAGCUAUUGGCGGAGUUUUGACGAAUAUUAAAGAAGGAAUUAAAAAAAUUUGGGGGGCUCGUCUUGUUUCGAGGUCCUGGAAGAUGUUCUGUAAGUCUAAGGGUAGAAAAGAAAUAGUUUUUGCCAAAGAUAUCCACAUUAGAUGGAAUAGUACAUACAAAUUGAUUCACCAGAUUCUAAAAUAUAAAGAAGAACUUGCUGAAUUUUUUAGGGAUGAACUUCGUAUAAUCAUUGAUCCUUUUGAAUUUGUUAUUGGGUUAUAUGGCACUGUACAAGAAGAAGCAGCACCACCUCCGCCUCCGAAAUCAAAAAAAGGUUUUGUCGGAAUAGUCGGUGGUCUUCUUGCAAAGAAAGGGAAGCGUGCUCAUUCUUCGACGAGUUCAAGUGGUACAACAGUAAGCUCGCACAACGAACUUGCUAUGUACCAGGGUGUGCCAUGCGAUUACGACGACGACGACGUGGAUUUUGAUGUGCUCGGAUGGUGGAAGCGGAACGAACACAUGUUCCCAUGUCUCGGCAUGCUAGCAAGACAAGUGUUAUCCGUUCCGGUAUCAACCGUAGCAGUUGAACGAGAAUUCAGUGCUAGCGGCAACAUUCUAACCGACUUUCGAAGUUGUCUUAGCGCUGAAUCUCUUGAAACACUGGUUUGCAACCAAGAUUGGCUCUUGGCAAGACCGAUUCUCGAUGAAGGAGGCUGCGCGGCGAUGAAGAUGGAGGUUGUUGAUGAAGGUCUUCUGCGGAGGUUGUUGAUGAAGAUGGAGGUCAUUGGAUUCCCGAUCAAUUCUGCUUCCGUUCGCGAUGGUCUUCCGUUCAAGAUCUUUUCUUUCACUUACCCAGUUUCAGACAUAUGAUUAUAUGAAUGGUAGGUUGUUUAUUGAGUACUAGGUUAUACGGAAAUGAGUACUACUGUGUUUUAGAAUGGAUAUUAUGUUAUUCGUAAAUGAAUUUUGAACAAAUUU
Molecule: messenger RNA, 1270 nt
Organism: Cuscuta campestris
Lineage: Eukaryota; Viridiplantae; Streptophyta; Magnoliopsida; Solanales; Convolvulaceae
Source: the annotation of a GenBank genome assembly